UCUAUGGAUAAGGGCUCCUUUUAAACAUUCGAGUUUGAUAGAGUUGUGUAUCGUGGCUUUGGUCUGGGCCAUAUUAAGUCGGCGAAGAAAUAUACCGAUGAUACUAUUCUCUAGUUAUCUCGAAGUUCCUGCCAUCUCUCCGAGAUGAGGUUUCGGUGUGAAUCCGAUCGCGUAGAACUGAUAACGCGGAGAGAGGGGCGACGUCACAGUUGAACGCUAUGACUGCACCUCGACGAACAAAGCAAGGAUCUUAUCAUGCCAACCACAUACCAGGGUCGGUAGAAGGGUUUAUGUUUAUCUCCAUGACUAGUGCUAGAAUAGAGAGGAGAUAUUGGGGAGUAGCAUUUAACAUACCUGCUUGCUCCUUUUCGCUCCUAGAUUUGAAGGGUAUUAGUCUAUUCAAGCUUCGCUAGCACUGUGACUGCGAAAAUGUCCGAGAAGAAUGAUAUUCCAAUCGCUCAGAGCUCAGUUGAUACUGAACAUGGAGUGGGAAGCGUACUACCGAAGCAAAAUGCUUUCCAACGUCUGAUCCACCGACGGAACGAUCUCAAUGAAUUGGGAAGAGACAUGUUGCAGAAGUCAUUGCAAUAUGACCAAGCUCAACUCGAAGCAGACGCCAUCAAAGUGCGUUGGAAAUUGGAUCUUCUGGUGCUUCCGAUGAUGAUGACUACAUAUAUGUUGUCGUUUCUUGACAAACAAACGCUCAAUUACUCCAAUGCGUAUGGCCUGCAGCAAGAUACCCGUAUGACGGGCGAUAAUUACUCUUGGGUCGCUUCGGCCUUGUAUUUCGGCUGGCUUUGCGGAGCUUGGCCGUGGAAUAUGUUGUUGCAGCGUGUUGCGAUCGGAAAGCUGGUCGGCGGGAUGCUAUUUGUCUGGGGAGCCCUAUGCAUGCUGCAAGCCACGGUAUUCAAUUUUAGUGGAUUCUUCGCUAUUCGCUUUUUCUUAGGCAUGCUUGAGGCCUGUAUCUCGCCUGCAUGGGUACUUCUCACUUCGAUGCUCUGGACUCGAAAAGAGCAGACAUUGCGCAGUUCCAUUUGGCUGUGUACGAAUGGUGUCUCGAAUAUCCUGGGGGCGCUUCUGGCUUAUGCUUCAGGUGUCGCAGGAGGCCUAUCAAUAGCCCAGUGGAAAUUGAUAUUCCUGAUAGUUGGCGCUCUCACCUUCGUGUGGGGAUUUGUCAUUUUGCUUUUCCUUCCAGACGGACCCCACAAUGCGAAGAUGUUGACAGAAUAUGAACGUAUUGUCGCCAUCUGGCGUGUUUCCAAUAAUCGGAUUGGUCUUAAGGAUGCGACGAUUAGACCAUACCAAAUCAAAGAGGCCCUACUCGAUGGGAAAUGCUAUUUGAUAUGGAUGUCCGGAAUAGCUCUCGGAAUACUCAAUGGAGCCGUGACCAACUUCAUGUCGGCCAUCAUUAAAGGAUUCAAUUUUGACGCGCUGAGGGCAUCUCUACUCCAAGCUCCAGGAGGCGGAUUUGAAGUUGUCGGCUGUAUCCUGUUGGGAUUGUUGUCACAACUUCCAAAUAUGGUCGGUGCAUCGAUCAUCAUCGGGUGUCUGCCUGGCAUAGCCGGACUUGUCGGUAUUCUCACUAUUAAUAUCGAGCAUCGCUAUGCUCUUGUGGCCAUGUGCUGGUUGCAGAAUAUACUUGGGUCGCCCGUGGUUUUGAAUUGGACGGUCCCUGGCCUCAACGUAGCUGGACAUACCAAGAGAAGCACGGUUAUUGGUAUAUAUUUCGUGUGUUUUGUUGUUGGAAACAUCAUCGGUCCCCACCUCUUCUUGUCACGAGAAGUGCCGAGAUACCCGACAGCGAUCAAGGGACUUCUAGGUACAUAUUGUGCGGUGGUUGUAUUCCAAGCAAUUUACACUUUAUGGUGUUGGAUCGAGAAUAGAGAGCGCGACCGAUUGGGUCAACGCGCUGAAGCAGUGGAGGAAGAGCUACUAGAAGGCUUCGAGGAUUUGACCGAUAAACAGAAUAAGCACUUCCGAUAUAGGCUUUAAUCGCUGGAAGGCAGGAUAGCAGUAGCUUUAAUACGAUUUUAGCACCUACCUAGGUACAUAAGCCACCAACGCCUUCCUGCUGAGAAAAUACGUAUGUACCUAGUUUCAGUAUAGUUUUAGGUACCUAGGUAGGCCGUAAACACGGCAGGUAAGCCACUAAUUUUCCUUAAA
Messenger RNA from Hypoxylon trugodes, 2163 nucleotides. RefSeq names its product MFS general substrate transporter. NCBI's taxonomy places the organism in Eukaryota, Fungi, Ascomycota, Sordariomycetes, Xylariales, Hypoxylaceae. Bases 430 to 1992 code for a protein of 520 amino acids. Gene Ontology annotation, biological process: transmembrane transport. The transcript has 6 exons. Gene Ontology annotation, cellular component: membrane. Gene Ontology annotation, molecular function: transmembrane transporter activity. The record is from RefSeq and is a predicted model, not a curated record.